Messenger RNA from Engraulis encrasicolus (European anchovy), 1745 nucleotides. It is a transcript of the gene krt15, whose product is annotated as keratin 15. Gene Ontology annotation, cellular component: cytoskeleton. The record is from RefSeq and is a predicted model, not a curated record. The transcript has 7 exons. Gene Ontology annotation, molecular function: structural molecule activity. The coding region runs from base 136 to 1575 and encodes 479 amino acids. NCBI's taxonomy places the organism in Eukaryota, Metazoa, Chordata, Actinopteri, Clupeiformes, Engraulidae.
CACUCCUCUUCUCGCUACUCCAGUGUCUCCUCUCCUCUCCUGCAGUCGGGUCUUGAGGCAGGCAGACAGGCACAGACACACGUGCACACUCUCUCCUCUCCGCUCCUCUUACUUCUCUCCUCUCCACCAGAGGCCAUGAGCUCCUACAGCAGCCGCAGCUACGUCUCCUCGGGAGGCUCCAUGCGCGGAGGUCCCCUCACCUCCUCCCGCGUCUCCAUGGUGUCCAGCUCCAUGGGAGGCGGAGGCGGUGGCGGCUUCGGAGGCGGCUACGGAGGCGGCUACGGAGGCGGCAUGAGCAUGGGCAUGGGCGGUGGUCGCAUCUCGUCCAUGCGUGCCGGCAGCGUGUACGGCGGCGCCGGUGGUUCCGGAGUCCGCAUCUCCACAGCCUCCUAUGGUUCCGGUGGCGGCGGUGGUGGUGGCGGAGGAUUCGCGUUCGGGCUCGGUUCUGCAGCCGGAGGCGGUGGUGGCGGUGGCGGCAUGGACGUGCAGGUGAACGAGAAGGCCACCAUGCAGAACCUGAACGACCGUCUGGCCACCUACCUGGACAAGGUGAAGUCACUGGAGAAGGCCAACGCAGACCUGGAACUGAAGAUCCGGCAGUUCCUGGAGAGCAAGUCGGGGCCCGCCUCCCACGACUUCUCCGCAUUCGAGCUCACCAUCAGCGACCUGCAGGGCAAGAUCCAGGACGCCACCCGCAUGAAUGGAGGCAUCUAUCUGUCCAUAGACAACGCAAAGCUGGCAGCAGACGACUUCAGAACCAAGUUUGAGAACGAGCUUGCCAUGCGCCAGUCGGUGGAGGCGGACAUCGCAGGGCUGAAGAGGCUCCUGGACGAGCUGACCAUGACCAGAUCAGACCUGGAGAUGCAGAUCGAGGGCCUGAGAGAGGAGCUCAUCUUCCUCAAGAAGAACCAUGAGGAGGAGCUCUUGGCCAUGCGUGCCCAGAUGACCGGACAGGUCCACGUGGAGGUGGACGCGGCGCCACAGGAGGACCUGAACCGAGUGCUGACCGAGAUCCGAGAGCAGUACGAGGGGGUCGCCGCCAAGAACCAGCGCGAACUGGAGUCCUGGUUCCAGACCAAGUCAGAGACCCUGACCAAGGAAGUGGCGGCCAGCACAGAGUCCCUGCAGUCGACUAAGUCGGAGAGCACUGAAAUCAGACGUACGCUCCAGGGCCUGGAGAUCGAACUGCAGUCUCAACUCAGCAUGAAAGCGUCUCUGGAGGGCACGGUGGCGGACACGGAGGGGCGCUACUCCAUGCAGCUGUCGGGGCUGCAGGGUCAGGUGACCAGCAUGGAGGAGCAGCUGGUGCAGCUGAGGGCUAACAUUGAGGAGCAGGGACACGAGUACAAGAUGCUGCUCGACAUCAAGACACGGCUGGAGAUGGAGAUCGGCGAGUACAGGAGGCUGCUGGACGGAGAGGCUAGCGGUUCCCUCAGCUCCAUGUCCAGUGGCAUCUCCAGUAGCAUCUCCUCGGGCGUGUCCUCCACCAUGGUGAAGGUGAAGACCAUCGUGGAGGAGGUGGUGGACGGGGAGGUGGUCUCCUCCAAGUCCUCUUCCUCCAGCCUGGUGGAGUAAAACAUUCCAGAACAUUCUGGAAUGUUCUACAGUAUUCCGCCACCCUGCAUUCUCUGAGACUCCACGCAAUUAAUCACCAAAGAAGGCAUGAGAAACAUCCAACUAUCUACAGUAUGCCCAAGGUCUGUCAUCACCUGUAACCAGAGAGUGAAUAAACAGGACUACUCAUA